AUUUUGACAGUUUUCAAGCAAGUGUGAACGACCGAACGCAUUUUCAUCAACUAAUUUUUCUUUUUAAGUUAAAAUGAGUGCUUCUAAGAAGUCGAAUCGGAAACGUAAACAUUCGGACAAAAUCGUAGAAAAUGGUAAAAUUCGAAAGACCGACCAAGUGUCACACAACAAUGUUGAGAAUGGAAACGAUGCGUCUGACCAUGAAAUCGCAGAGCACCCAGAUGUCGAGGAAGAGGUGGAAGAGGAACUAAAGACCACCGGAUCGUUCAAUAUGAAGAAGUUCCGGGAGAAAUUGAAAUCGGGCGAUUUCAUUGCAGAACUUCGUCAUUUCCUACAAGAGGCAGCGACAAAUUCUGGUUUGAUCGCUAAAUAUGUGAACGUCGGUGGCAAACCCUUAGAACUGAUCGAAGCCUUGGAACGAAUCGACAAAACACAGUUGUUCCACGUCUCCUACCUCUUCCAAAUCACCCAGCUCGUUCUCAUCGAAAUUCUAUCCAAUUCCACUCAACUGACACAAGCGGCUGUUCAAUCGUGUUCGUACCUCUUGAACAAACAUCGGUCAUGCAUUGAGUCUCUGUUGAACUCACGCACCAACAGUCAUCGGAAAUCGGUACUGAAAUUGCUGACUGCCGUUGUGGCUCUGGAACCAUCAUUCGGACGAGAGAUUUUGUCCGCCAUCAAUGUGGUCUUCAAUCCGGAAACAUUGGAGCGUUACACACAUCACACGAAACCGGAUGCGAAUGGUGGGGAAGAGACGGUUCGCACAUGCUACAUCCACUUUGUGAUGGCAUAUCUGAUAGAAGGGAAUGUCAUGCUGGUCCGGAAUAUAUUGGACCGCAACGAAUUGAUCAUGGCCGUAUUGUCAGGCUUGGUGUAUGACAGUCAAGACACGGUUUCGCUGGUAUUGGGCACGUUAUUGAAAUUCGUCUUGAAAGCCACUCACGUCUCUAAAACCAAGAAAGUGCAAGUGUUCAGCGUUGACAUUGUCACAAAACUGGUUGCACUGUUCGAAUGGAAGGGUCCGGCUUACUUUGCGGCCACACUGGAUAAGAAAGAUAAGGCAAACGCCGACAGUUUUGUGGACAAAAAAGAACUCGAGCUGGUGUCGAAAGUGACCUACGAAUUCCUGAACGUGCUGUUGUGUUCGCGGAAACAUGGAAUCGCCUUUCAAUGCAUCGGCUUCCGGUUGUUGAAGAAGAACAACACCCAGAAAGUGUUCUUGUCAGUGACCAAACAACCGUGGAAGAAUCCGUACACGGCCGAAUUGGCCAUCGAAGUGCUUAAAGCUUGCCCGGAGCUGUCCAAGGUCGCACUGAAACGUUACAAUUUCUUCCUGGAUGUCAAGAAGAAGGCGGAAUUCUUUCAAACCGUCGAUUGGUUCUGUCAGAUGUUGGAGGGCAUGUCGCCGAACAUUCUCAGAACCGGUGCGGAAAAUAUGAGCGCCUCCGAAAUGGUGCAACUCAUCCAGACGAUUUGCAUGGCGCCGGAAAUUCUACAAAAACUGGCAAUCGAUUCGAGAAUCCGAAACUCGAACAUAAAGAUCCGAUACGCCACCACCCGACUGCUGCAUGUCAUGUUCAAGCAAUGCAAUAACUUCCUAUUCGCUAUCGGUAAAUGGAACGUUUACAGUCAGCACGAUAUGCGAAAAAUCAAAUUCGACAUGAUCAACCACAUCUUCGUGUGCUCGCCGACGGUCCAGCAAAUUUUGCUGUCUUUGCACAUGACACUGAUGAAGCCCGGCGAGGACGAUAUGUUCAAUCAUUUAGAAUCGACGUUGGAUUUGCUGUUAAUCAUCGCCAAAUCGAUACCGUCCUUCAUCGAUGCAUCGGCGUCAGUCAUGAAUUACAUGAAGAUCUUGCAACCGAUCUAUGAGAUGCAUCGCGGUCAUGACAGCUCCACCCGAAUCGAGCUGAAAGCCGUACAGUUGAUUCUGACACUGGAACCGAAGGCUCUGUCAGUGAAUACGCCGUUGUUUAAUCAGGUCGUCGAUUCAUUCAUCAAUGUGUUCAUCUUUGGUGCGGAGAAAGAACAGAACGAAGCGAAGUUGUUGCUGAGAAAUGUGUUCCUGAACACAGGAUUCUUCGAGAAUGGAAUGCUUGAGAUUGAUUUGUGGUUGGAGGCGCUGAAAUUCAUCGAUCACGACGCAGUGGAUAGUGUCAAGAAAUUCUUGGUGAACACUUUGACCACGUACAACACCAACAAAGUAUCGAAAUUGGCGCCGAGUCAAAUCGAUGGUGUCAGCAAUGUCAAGAACAUCGAAGAACUGUUUUUCAACAUUGACAACGGACUUACCUUGACCGGUUUUAUGGACAUACCGACGUUGAGCAAUUUCUUCGUUCAUGCUGUUGCCAAGCUAAGUGAACAGAAGGACGAACUGGCGAGCGGAUACAUUACCAAUAUUGGAUUUCUGCUGUUCCAUUAUCAACCGGAACCGGAAUCGAUUCAGUCGUUGAUGAAGGAUACGAAGCAUCAGUAUGGCAAGUACAUGAAAAAUUGGUUGGUGAAUGGUAAGCCCGGUAAAUUAACUGAACACGAUCUCGCCACUUUGGUGCGGUUUUACGAAGCUCUACUUGACGGUGACAAAACGUUCGAAGAUGUGUUUAAAUCAGCUUCAUCGGGAGUACGAUUGCGGAUCGGCGGUGUCGAAAUGGAAGUUGACCGAAAUCUCAGCGCCGAGUCACGAGUCAUGAUAUUCAUUUACGUGACAAUGUUCGUCGUCGUCCAAUUGAACAAACAAAAUGGCUUUGAUGUGAAACUGAACGACCGUUGUACGACGUACAUGAAAGGUUUGAUUGAAGUGCUGCAUCAAUUGUGGAACAGUGACGCGAAAGACACAAAAGGUGGCUUCGAAGUUGAACAGGCCGAUAACAGCUUCACUUCAUCGCUGAAAUACAUAUUCGAGAGUCGCUUCUAUUUCCUCGACAAUUUUAACAUUUGGCACAACACCGGCGUCACGAAAUUUAUUGUCGAUCUAACGAAGUACAUUGGCGAACUGAGCGCCGACUAUUUGGACGACAUUCUUCAUCAUUAUCGGACCAAAAUCACCAACCAAAUUGAACAGGCAGUUCUUCAAGCCACAGACAAGGAUAGCACGUUCAAACCUCCAUCAACAUCGGACGAUGUUCUGGCAAUACUUGACGUUUUCUCGUUGAAGCAUGAUCAUCUUGUUACGAUUAUCGAAAGUAUCGGCAAGUUGCCGACUGAUGAAUUUUCAACGGUUUCUCCGAUGAGCCGAAUUUCCUUGGACAUUUUGGGCUUUGUGGUCAAACGCGUGGCUAAUCUUAAGGUGAAGGUACUGUCCAGCGAACACAUCGCGAGCAUUUGUAAGAUCUACGUAGCAGCAAUGAGCCACACCAACGAUCAGCCGAUAAAUGAAAGGUUUGAAGAUGCGGUGUUCAGCUACUUGAAAGUGUUCUACCACAGCAUUGGCUCUGUGUCCGAUGAUCUAUUUACGGCGAUACUGAAAAGUGGAAAGCCAUCGAAAUUGGCCAUCAAAUUGGCUAGUCUCCUGUUGGAGAGGAAUAAGACGUUUACGGAAAGCUUCGUUCAACUGUUGCCCACAUUGACAACGAAAAAGGAGCUGCUGUAUCCGCUGUUGAAUGUGGUCGCUAACGGAUCACUGAAACUCGAUCCGACUCUGCUGUCGUCAAUGUACAGCGAAUUCAAAAGCGGUAUUAUGAAAACCAUCGAAAAGCCGCAGAAAGCCGGCGUCAUCUACAAGGAGAACAUAUUCAGCACACUGUUUCUGAUCGAACAGUGUAUGCCGCUGAACGAGUGCAUUGACUUUGCAAAGAAAUCGAAUAAAUUCGAUUCGGCCGAAGUGUAUCAGCUUCAGAUCAUCAAAGCCAUACAUCUGAAGGCACUGGGUACUGACAAGCCCGAGCAACGGGAACAGAUUUUCAUGAAUUUCAUCAACAUUUUCGUUCAAUUGUUUUCGUUGCUGCUGAAGAAGGACAGUCUGGACUAUCACAAGAUCAACGGAUACGCGAUCAUCAUCAGUCAGUGGAUGAGUUUGGGUAGAAGUAUUCCCAAGAUCAAUCCGGAUUCGUAUCAGAAAAUAACGACUUCACCGUUGUGGACGACCAUCAGCCGUACCUGCUUGAAAACGGGAAUAACUGCAGAAACAGCAAGCGACACCUCCGGAAUUCUUCUGAAAAUAUUUGGAUUUUUGUGCGACCAUUUUUAUGCGAACAAUUCGGAGAACGCAGAACCGGCCCAACUCUACGAAAUGGCUUUGUCCCACUCGGCAUUCUUCGACUUAGCACUACAAACCCAGCGAUCGAACACUAAGACCUACCUGAUGUACACACUGUUCGUGCUGCUGCAGAAAAAUGCCGCGUCAAUUAAAUCCAAUCACGUGCCGGUGUUCUUGGGUGCAUACCAGGCCAAGUUGUCCGAAUGCGAUCAGUUCAUUUUGGCCAUUUUACAGAAGUACGAGCUGGCCGGCAUCAAAAUGCACGAAUACAAACCGUUCAUGUGGGGUGAAAGCGCCGUUUCCUACUAUUCGCUGAAGGAGAACGAAACGAAGACAAAUCUGAAUCAAGAAUCACCUGCCAUGCAGGCCAUGUCAUUGAUUGAAGCGAGCUGUGCAGAGAAAACGCUAACGAAUUUCCCCAUUUGGCGUCGAUUGGAUGCAACGUCCCAGAUUCCGAGAAUACGGUUCAGUUACCAUGGCAUUGUGGGCAACGAACAUUUGGACAUGCCAAACAUAGCAGCAAAUCGGUUAGAGGAAUGUGUCGUGCGGAACGAGUACGAUCCGGAGCUGUCAGACAUGAGUUAUCGAAAUCAGGACGUUUAUGACGACAUUUAUGAUCCAGCAUUUUUCGUACCACUCAUGUCUAUGUCGUUCGCACCGGAAGCCUUUACCAGACCACUUCGACCGGUACAAAAUGGAUUGUUGGCAAUGACAUUUGCUGCUUUGUCUUGUAAGGGCAAAUCACUACGGCUGGCCACUGGAAAUGCUCUGCAACGGUACAGAAGUCAUCUGGAACAGACUCGGUUCAUCGACAACAAGGUCUGGCUGCAUUUAUUCGAUUGCAUCCAAAACGGUCUGGGUGAAUUGACCGUCGACAUGAGAAAAACGAAAAAGAGUCGAAUUCCACGUGUGCCCUACGUGUCGGGAAUAUUUUUAGCGCAGACCAUAAACAUCCUCACCAAUCCACUGAACGAACUGUAUCGACCGAUGUCCAACUACAUUACGUUGCAGAACACAUUCAACUUCCUGGACGUUCCUGAAUUCAACGUGCUGUUCAACAGUUCGGAUGUCAAUCACGUGACUUAUCGCAAUUUUAUGUUGGGCGUGAUUCGUGAUGGCAUCAAGUGUGGAAGUGAUUUCACACUGCUGAUAUCGCAGAGCAUUUUCAAAGCGAUAUUGGGAUUCUACGGUACGCCAAUGUCGACGUUAGAGACGAAUUUGCUCAUCUUGCGAGUGAUCAAUGUGGCUGUUAAAAUUCCAAAAUCAAACAAAAUUCUGUUGGAGAAAAUCGGACUGUUAGCCUGGCUGAAUACGGUGGUCGACACUGCGGAAUUCUAUCAAUUUGAUAUCAUUGACGGCCUGUGCAGCGUGUUCAACAGCAUAUGGUUUUCCAUAAAACACGAUCAGCGUGAUUACGACAACGUAAACGAAAUGGAGUUGCGCUUGUUUAGCAUUCUGCUGAAAUUACUUCCGAACUUAUCGACGCGAACCGAUUGUAUGGCGUUCGCGAAAUUCUUGAACGUCUUCGUUCGGGUGAUUAAGGGUAACUUUAACUUCAUCACUGAAUCGAACGUCGAUCAUUUGAUCAGCUGUGCCAAGGUGCACCUAACGGAAAACAUUUUGGAUUUGAGUUUCGUCAAAGGUGGUGAUGAAUCGUACUGUGAAAGUCGGAUUUCGUAUGUAAGGCAAUUGAGGGAGGUAGGAGUUAACGAAACAGUUCUGUUUAUAGAUGUUACGAUGCGGGAAAUUAUUACCGGUUGGUUGAAGUCGAAGAAAUUGUAAUGACAUCAUGUUCAAGUCUUAUUAUCGAUGGAAAAAUAAAAAAAAGAUUUUUAAUUAAG
Molecule: messenger RNA, 6036 nt
Organism: Bradysia coprophila
Lineage: Eukaryota; Metazoa; Arthropoda; Insecta; Diptera; Sciaridae
Product: nucleolar pre-ribosomal-associated protein 1
Biological process (GO): maturation of LSU-rRNA from tricistronic rRNA transcript (SSU-rRNA, 5.8S rRNA, LSU-rRNA); maturation of 5.8S rRNA from tricistronic rRNA transcript (SSU-rRNA, 5.8S rRNA, LSU-rRNA)
Cellular component (GO): nucleolus
Source: RefSeq, a predicted model, not a curated record